UACGACAGCUGUAUGAAAUCCCGUCCCGUCCUCUCGUACCUCUCAUCACAGAUAUGGGACAGCUUAAGACACAAGUUUUCAUCAUAUCCUGCCUCAUUUUUACCUGCUACGGAGCAGAAAAGUUUAAAAAUAGAGGUCUGCGUCAGAAGGAUGGUGAACAUGUGGAGAGAUAUUCCAGCUGCCUCCAGGGUCCGGCAGGCACCCCGGGAAGAGACGGAAAUUCAGGAGUGAAUGGAAUUCCAGGCACUCCGGGUAUACCGGGCCGGGAUGGUGCGAAAGGGGAGAAGGGAGAAUGUGUGACGGAGAGGUUUGAGGAACCGUGGAAACCCAACUACAAGCAGUGUGCCUGGAACGCUCUCAACUACGGCAUUGACCUGGGAAAACUUACAGAGUGCACGUUCACUAAACGGUAUGCAGACAGCGCCCUACGCGUGAUCUUCAGCGGCUCUCUCAGACUGAAGUGUAAAACAGCUUGUUGUCAGCGCUGGUACUUCACUUUUAAUGGGGCAGAAUGCUCGUCUCCAUUACCUAUAGAGUCCAUUAUUUAUCUGGACCAGGGCAGUCCAGAGUUCAACUCCACCAUCAACAUACACAGAACCACAUCAUUUGAAGGUUUAUGUGAAGGUGUAAGAAAAGGUUUGGUGGAUGUUGCCAUCUGGGUGGGUACCUGCGGUGAUUAUCCCCAUGGCGACGCAUCCACUGGAUGGAACUCUGUUUCCCGGGUGAUUAUUGAAGAGCUUCCUCUGAGCAUCUGAGACCCUCGUGUGCUUCAUCACAACUUCUGAACAACAUUAUCUCUGUACUGUUUUACUUAACUAAAUACUGUCUUAUACAGUGGAGGAUGUGUCUAUUUUUAAUUAUAUCAUUCAUUGUUUGACCCAAGGAGCCGUUUUAAAAUAAGGAAUUUAAAUAUGCAAAGGCACGAAUAGGACUUAAAUGUGUUAAUGUCAUUGCAUCUGCUAACAAAAUGUGACUCCGUCUUGAAAUCCAAGCUUAAGUCUCAUGAUCUAAGCAUCAGAGUUUAAAGGAAUAUACUUUCAUUAAAAAAUCGUGAUAAUUUACCCCCAUGUCAUCCAAGAUGUCUUUUUUUGUUCAGGUGAGAAGAAAUUAAGU
This is a messenger RNA of Paramisgurnus dabryanus, 1113 nucleotides long. It is a transcript of the gene cthrc1b, whose product is annotated as collagen triple helix repeat containing 1b. The record is from RefSeq and is a predicted model, not a curated record. Lineage: Eukaryota; Metazoa; Chordata; Actinopteri; Cypriniformes; Cobitidae.